Molecule: messenger RNA, 1569 nt
Organism: Caenorhabditis bovis
Lineage: Eukaryota; Metazoa; Nematoda; Chromadorea; Rhabditida; Rhabditidae
Source: the annotation of a GenBank genome assembly
AUGGAUCCGUAUAGUAGUAGUGCGUGGCAUUCGGCGGCACCACCUUCGACUUCGGUCACCGGCACGUCGGAGUUGUUCAGCUCGACGUUCGCGAUGCUCAGCGACAAUGCCACCUAUCCGGAACAAUGGAGCGCCAAACCUGUGACUCAAUCGUAUCUAUUCGAGCAGCCGCAGAUUCAGCCGAUGGCUGGAAGCGCCUACAACGAUCCGCCGGUUCGCUUCGAUCCGCCGUGCACUUAUCGGCCACCGGCGUAUGUCGCGACGGUUCCCCAACAAUACUAUCCGCCACCGGCGGUGCCGCCGCCGGCAAGAGGCUAUGAGAUCAACGGAUAUCAUCAUUCGGCCCCACCAUCGCAAUUGCUAGCGGUGCCGCAACAUCAGUUCUACGCGCAGAACGGACACGAGCAGCAGAUGCUUCCGAAUCAAUCGUCGCAGGGUCACGUGAUGCGGCCGGAGCCGCUGAGGCCCAGCGUGAACAACAACAACGCGUCGAAUGGCAUGAAGCCGAUUCAAAGUGGAAGGCAGGCGUCGACGGCAUCGCCGCGCGACGACGUCUCGCUGAACAGUCCGGCGUUGACGUCGAGCGGCUCGGCGGCGUCCGGCACACCGCCGUUGUCGAACGAGCUCGCCGGCAGCACCGAUUUGGAGUCGCCCGAUGAGGAGCGCGUGAUGUGUAUGGCGUGCCGCGGCGUCUAUCCGUCGCGUCGUUCGCUCACCGGCCACAUCGGACGCAACGAGAAGUGCCGCGAAAUCAUAGGUCGCAACUAUCUCGAUGCGGUGGCGUCAGGCGUCAAUCCGCCGGUGCCGGGCACCGAUGCCGCCAUCAAAUCGGGAGCGAUCACCACUGGACAGGAUGGCAUGUCGCCGGUGUGUCCCUAUUGCGAUAGAUUCAUUAGUCAUUAUAAGGGCAACAUUCGACGCCACAUCAAUCAAUGCUGCAAAAACACCGACGCGAUCAAGCGGCCGCGGCCCGACAAAGAAUCGAGCAAGAAUCGGAAGCGUCGAAAAACCGAAGACGGCUAUGUCGACAUCAACGACUCGUAUGAUCACUCGAUGCCCGCCGGCGGAAUGAUCUCGCCGUCGCAGAUGUCGCCACCGUCGUCGUCCUACUACCAAAGCGGUUCGGAUCUUUGCUCGCCGGUCAAUGGCUACUCGAACGGCUAUGAGGGAGCGCAUGCCCUCAACAAGACCGAGAAGCACGAGCACAAGCACAAUGCCCAAUUUCAGGACGCCUACAUUUGCGAGGAUUGCGAUUUUGUGACGGUCUACAAGGGCAACAUGAAGCGCCAUCUGAACACGUGCCAUACGCAGCCGGAAUGCAAAAAUCUUCGAGGCGUUUCCGAAUGGGACAAGAAGCUCGAAUCGAUGAGAGCGUCGAACAUGGGAAUUGUUGGCGAGAAACUUCAGGAGAAGCUCGCCACACAUAAGCAAAACUCGUCAAGAGGACGCAAGCCGCGCAAGAAGAAGGAGAAUCAGAAUUCCGAAGAGAGUGAGGUUCUCAUCGAGGACUACAAGCCGAACGUGACCAAUUCGUGUUCAUCCGAUGACUACAUUUCCUACACCGAGUGA